Messenger RNA from Pecten maximus, 9619 nucleotides. RefSeq names its product thrombospondin type-1 domain-containing protein 7A-like. The coding region runs from base 380 to 5119 and encodes 1579 amino acids. Lineage: Eukaryota; Metazoa; Mollusca; Bivalvia; Pectinida; Pectinidae. Gene Ontology annotation, cellular component: plasma membrane. The record is from RefSeq and is a predicted model, not a curated record. The transcript has 27 exons. Gene Ontology annotation, biological process: actin cytoskeleton organization.
UUUUACAGGAAAAUCGUUGGCCACAUCUGAAGCUACUCAUCAAUCAAGGACAACUGCUCGCAACAGCAACUUGUAAAGUUAUAAUUACGUGACAACAGAAGUGGAUUUAUAUUUGUGCAUUCUGUGAGGAUUUUGUGUCAGUAAUUAAUCAAGAUUCAGUGUGCAGCAGAAAAGGAGUUUGGAAAAGUGUGAAAAAUAUUUCCUAUUUUCUUGUUUAUGUGAUAUGGAGCAUCCUUCUGUGGAUUUUACAUAACGCCAAUUUGCUACUGUUGAGGAUUAUUUGGAGAGAAUUGCUUAACGUGCCUUGAGGCCUAUCUAUGGUGAGGACUGAGAGAGAGACACCCUAUCACGUAGAUGUAGGAGCCAGUGUACUUACCGAAUGCGGACACUGGGACCGAGUAUGGGCAAUGGUACCCCAGGGUGGACAAAGCGUUUGCCCUGCGUAGUCAACUUCACCCUACUAUGUUUGCUGUGUGCCGCUGUGGGAACCAGUGCCGAAUACUAUGAAUGGCAAACAGGCAUAUGGAGUGAGUGUUACAGGCUAGGAUGUGGUCCAGGAGGGGAGACAACCAGACCAGUCUACUGUAAGCUUAUUAGCUCCAAUGGAGUCAUCACCACUACUCAUGAGUCAAACUGCGGCCACCUUUCAAAGCCGCCAGAGCGGCAGGAAUGUUUCAAGGUGUGUCGCGAGCACCGCUACGAGGUUCGCUGGGCAUGGACCCCAUGGGAGCAGUGCAAACUGGAGCCUGGGGUCAAAGUGUGUGCGAAAGGUCGGGGGAUCUCAUACCGUAAUGUGUCUUGUGUGUGGAAGGAAAACGGAAAAGUUGAAAAGGAUUCUGUUUGUUUAUCAUUCGAGGAAAAACCUGCAACUAAAAAACGAUGUGAACUGCGUUGUAAGCAGAACUGUGUGGUGACAGAGUUCACCCCUUGGACCAGCUGUGAUCAAUGUCGAGUUUUAAACAAAACACGGACGCGGACUAUUCUGGUGCCAGACUCUAAUGGCGGCCAGAUGUGUCCACCUUUUUCUGAAUUAAUGCCUUGUCGGAACUGUUCUGGGAUGUUUUUCCUAUCGGUGGAUGCUUGGACACCUUGCGUGCCAUUCUCGUCUGUCGGUACAGAACAAAAUCCCAACCAUCCUGUGAUAGGUCAUCAAACGCGUAAAAUUAAAUGUGUAAACACAUUUGGAGUUCUUGUCAACGGGAAAUUUUGCCGUGACCACUUAAAUCUGCGGGAGCCCAUUGUAGAUCAUCAAGCUUGCAUCAUUCCUAAGAGUUGUAUUGUGUCCGAGUGGUCGUCAUGGGACCGCAUCAACAGCAGCUGUAUCGACAGUACGGGUAUGAAGAGGGUCGGACUAAUCAAACGCACACGCCGUGUCCUCCAACUUCCUGUGGGGACAGGGACAGCAUGUCCGCCCCUCGAAGAAGUUACACAAGUUCAAGGAACUGCUCAGCGUAAAUGUCCAAGAACAAAGUGGAUUGUAUCUGGUUGGUCAAGUUGUCAGCCGGUGAACGGACUAAAGCAGUGUAGUACAGGGUUACAACACCGGAAAUCCAUCUGUGUUGAGGAAAAUCAUGAUGGUCAACAGAAACCAGUGGAUGACAGCAAGUGUUUGGAGGACCGGCCGCUGACUUCACAAACCUGUCGAGCGGACUGUCAUUGGGACUGUACAGUGUCUUUAUGGUCAAUGUGGUCUGACUGCAAAGUGACAGACUGCGAACAGUACGCUAGGAAGCGUCGUGCAAAUCUCAAUACAGGACAGCGGUACCGUACUCGUGAGACUUUGACCCUCCCAGGGUCGGGGGGCCAGACUUGUCCACAUCUGAGUGAAACACAGAACUGUGAUCCCGAGCCCUGCUACAACUGGAAGGUUGUCGCGCGUCCCUGUAUCCUCCGUAACACCAAUAUGGGUGAGGCUUGUGGGGUGGGCAUCGCUCACCGCACUCUUGCCUGUCUCAACAAGUACAAGAUCCGUGUGUCUGACAGCCUGUGUCUAGAAUUCCGUGAGCGCCCAGAAACUCAGGUCCAGUGUGAGAUACCCUGUCCCAAUGACUGUGUUGUGUCCAACUGGGGGCCCUGGUCCGAGUGUCCAGAUCGGUGCCACACCGGAAAUCUCAGGGAACGGGCUAUCAAACGACGCAAGCGCACAAUAUUAGCACGGCCAUUUUCAGGAGGAGGUGAAUGUCCCAAUGCUCGUGAGUUAGAGGAAACAGCUGACUGCUCCACACUGAUUGAGUGUGCCUUGUUUAUGUGGCAGGCUGACCCCUGGGGGGUGUGUCAGCUAGAGGACCUGACACGCCCAUGUGGGCGGGGCACGCAAACGCGUAGUGUUAAAUGUUAUGACUCUCAGGGAAAACUGGAAUCAGAUGAAAAGUGUACGGAGAAGGUGAAGCCUGAUGCCCUCAAGGUGUGCACAGUACCAUGUCCACAAGACUGCAUUGUCACUGAGUAUUCUGAUUGGUCAGACUGUUCUGCGACCUGUUGGGAAGCUGGUGAGAAUGUACCCACAAGGACAAGGAGACGCUUCAUCCUUCAGAACCCCGACAACAAUGGAUCACCAUGUCCGGAGAUGCUGGAAGAGACACAGCGAUGCCUCAAUCUGCCUCUGUGUAAUCAAUUUAGCUGGGUAAAAACUAACUGGAGCUCCUGUGUUCUUCCUCCUGUUGUCAGGGGAUGUGGCAAGGGCAUUCGUACCAGGAAUGUGACCUGUAGAAGUGAGAACAGUACAAGACAGGCUAUCGACGUGUGUCUGAGGUACGCUGGCGCCAUGCCCUCUAUGUACAGUGCAUGCUACGUGUCAUGUGAGGAGGAGUGCAUUUUCACUGACUGGGCGGAAUGGAGCAUUUGUGUUCAAGGCUGUAACGGGAAACAGUUCCGAGAUCGUCGGCCAAUCAAAGGCUCUAAGUCCAUGCCCUUGAGAUGUGAGGACAAGCAGCUUUACCCAUUGUAUGAACACCGACCAUGUUACUGUAAAACCCUGGAGCCUAUUAUCAUUGGCGAAUGGUCGCAGUGUAUCCUGGAUCCACCGAACAGACACGACCUCAUGAUGACCCACUUAUCUGGCCAUCGGGGCAUCCGAUUGGCUCGUAACAUCACCGGUCCUGAAGUCGGAAAUAGCUGUGGGGCUGGACGGAAGUACAAGGUUGUUGCAUGUCGUAAUGUGAUGAAUGCAAUGGAAUCAGCUGACAAAUGCACACUGGAUGGAAAAGACACGAAGGAGAAGACCUGCAGGAUACCGUGUCCGGUAGACUGUAAGAUGUCCUCAUGGAGUACAUGGAGUCUGUGUCCCACCAAGUGUGGUGCUGGUGUCCAACAACGUUUCCGUAACAACAUGAAGCUACCCUCCCCUAGAGGACGUCAGUGCCCCUCACUAGACAACACAUUAGAUGAGGAGAUCCAGACCCGUUUAUGCCAUCCGGAAUGUGUCCAGUACACAUGGAAAGCCUCGGACUGGGACAUGUGUAUGCCGCCAGUCGGGGAGAGAUGUGGAGACGGACAACAAAACAGACAUGUCAGCUGUAAUGCUGUUAACAUUAACGGCGUUAUGACAGAGCGUGUAGACGAUGGUAACUGUGCUGGCCUCCCCGAACCACGAAGUACCCGCUCUUGUUAUCUCCCUUGUCCCGGUGACUGUGUGCUCAGUGAAUGGACAGAAUGGUCACAAUGCCAGCAGCCCUGCAACCAUAACCAGAUGCAGCAGCGAGAGAGGACGAUAAGGCGUGAAUCUGCAGCUUAUUCUGAGUAUCAGAGUACCUGUCCCCCACUGACGGAGUCACGACACUGCAUCAGGGGAGAGAACUGUAUUGAGUACUCCUGGGAGCUGGCCCAGUGGACAACCUGUCUUGUCAACAAUGGUCUGGAUGACUGUGGUGUUGGACACAAGGAGCGCUACGCCAUCUGUAAAAACCACUUUGGUCGUGUCGUGGACAACAAGCUGUGUAAAUAUGUGCAUGGCCAGGUUACGGAGCCCCUUGUCGUGUCGUGUGAGAUACCAUGUGAUGUGGACUGUCUCCUCUCCGAUUGGUCUCCAUGGAGUGCAUGCAGCAAAAGUUGCGGACUAGGUACCAAGAAGAGAAACCGUUCAAUCGUCCAACAGUACAUUGGUAAUGGCCGCCCUUGUCCAACAAUUCUGUCCCAGGCAAUGCACUGCUUCUCUCGUGGUUGCUACAAGUGGGAGAUCUCCGACUGGUCACUGUGUUCAACACAGUUGGGAGUGUGUGGCCAUGGAGUACAGACCAGGAACAUCACAUGCCGCAGUGAUAACGGACUAGUGGUCGACUCGUCACGCUGUCCACGGGACCUCACCACCAUGGUCUCGCCGAAAGAGCAGCCUUGCCAUGUUCCCUGUCCAGGAGAAUGUGUGGUUACUGACUGGUCCAAUUGGAGUCAAUGUUACAUCCCCUGUCACGAUUUUGAAAUGGGUUACACAGAGGGAGUUCGCAGCAGAUCUCGUUCUAUACUGGCUUAUCCUGGUCCAAAGAAAGAGAAGUGCCCCGACCAAUUAUGGACGAGUGAAUCGUGUUAUGCAGACACUUGCUCUGUGUUUCGUUGGAUGAGCACACCUUGGGAGGGGGAUUAUCGAGAUGUUUGGUGUGAACGAUCAGAUGGACUACGUAUCUUUGGUGGCUGUGAUAGAAAUUUACGCCCGCUAAAUCUGCUGAGCUGUUCCCCACCAUGUAACCAGGAUAACGCCUACUGCAAUGACACUAACUACUGUGCUUGUGAAGAGGGAUUUAUUGCCUACUAUAAGGGAGAUACAUUGUUUGGAUGUUUCAUGGAUAAUCAAACUGUGGUAGGAGGACAAUCGUCCAAUGAAAAAACAGUAAAGAAAAAUGAAGAAGAAGGAACACUAAAUUUCUGGACGUAUGCUGUUAUCGCUGUGGGCACUAUAUUUGUGAUAUUUGUCACAGUUGCUCUGUACAACAUGAGUCGGAGUGUGAGGAAGGACAGAGCUAACAUGAAGAGAAUGAUGAUGAAAAGGUGUACUUCUAUGGAAUCCAUGGGUGUCGUCAUUGGUAACAACGGUAACCAAGACAACGCUACAGAAACUUCCAGCAAUCACAAGACCACAGCAGUCGUAACUACUGUUUACGUGCCAGCGGAGAAAUGUGCUGAACUUUGACCUCAUACAUAGUGUUGGUCAUGGGUUGCUUUAGUAACCAUGAAUGAGUCCCAAGCGCAUAAAGACUGGUCGGUGGCUCCUUUUCGAACAGGCGAUACAUAUCCCAGUGUGUGGCUAUCGUAAUUGUAGAAAGUAAAGACAUAUUUAUGGUACAAGGAAGGCGCAAAUGAUGUGAUAUUUGUUAUACGAUUUGAGAUCUGAUAGGAUACUGUGACAGUAUGAAACAUCAAAUCUUCACACAAAUUCUACCACGAAAAUCAAAGAAAAGCGAACACGGUUAUAAUUGCUAUCCGAUUGGUUGAAUUAAUUUGACGUUUUUAACAACAUUGUCAUACAAUACAUUGUAUAUGCCUUCGUACUAUAGAAGAAUAUCCAGUCACAAAUGAAAUGUCACAAAUGUUAUAUCUAAACCGCGUGUAUCUUAAAAUUGAUUUACUUUCGCAUUAAAAUCCGUUUGAAAACUUCAGUAAACAACAUUGCCCCUGCGGUAAUAUAACACCUCGUAAAUAAGACGUUAAAGUCGGAUUUUAUUAAUAUCGUUUUGUACUUUUACUGAAAUUUGUCGCACGUCGUAGGCGUCUAUCACGUGACUUAUGGUGUCAUAAAUCGAUAUAAUGUAAUUAUCUUGUUACACUGUUCUGUUUCCGCAUUUUUAAAAUCACUUGUUUUCUUCUAACACUACUUUUAAGACAUCAUUGUAUUACACAUCAGUGAUAUGUUGUAUAUAAAGUAUCAAAAAUAAUGUCUGCCCGAUACGAUAUCAGCUAACGAUGUUUUAGAAUGAUCAACAAGCAUUAUGUGACAGCUGAAACAAAAACCUACGACGUAGACUGCAUGUAAAUAAAAACAAAACUGAAUAUAAACAUUACAGUGUGUUUAUCAAAAUACAUGCACAGGUUUAAUAUCAAGUCCAAAGCUAAAAUAAAAAUAUCGCAGAAAGAUGAAAUAUGGUAAUUUUAUUUCCGGAACUUACCGGUACGUGUGAAUAUUUGGUAAUUAUCGAUUCAACAAAAAUCUAAUUAAUUAUAAUGCUUAACAUAAUUGAACUGAUGACGUUGUCAUACUUCCACGUAAUCUAUAAGCCGUCAGUAUUCAACUUAAAGUUUGUAAUGGUAUCAGUGACAAAGUACAGUUCUAUUGCAUAAAUGAUGUGUGUAUAUAUUAUUGUUUUUGAUUUUUAAAAUUUCAAUGAAGUGUCCUUUAAUCUACGUGCUGAAUAAAUAAAAUACAAUAAGAUAAUCUUCAAUAUUUUAUCAGACUAGUUCUUACCUUACUGCAAUCUAGUGUACCACGUGAUCUAUUUAUAGUAGUAUUUAUAUUAACCAAAUAUGGUUAGGAAAGUCGAUUUCCAUUUUGUUAAUGUUGAUAGAUUUUUAUCUCUAUCAUUAUUGUAAAUACAGAUGUUUUGUUGAGUUUUAUUUUACAUUUUUACAUGAUGUGUGUCCCAAUGUAACAUUAAAUUACCUCAGAAGUGUUGUUUUACAAUGUACCAGGCGACACGGUAAAUAGCAGAUCAACUGAACUUUCGUACGACACAUCAAAAACAGGAUUAUAAUUUUUAUAAUAAAACGUUCUUGUCUAAACUUAAAUAAUCACAAGUCAGAAUUCAGCUUUUGUAUAUAGACUUGCGGGCUGAGAGUUUAGCUAAACCAUUCAUCGAUUGACUUUUAAAUGCAAAAUUGUUACGUUUUAGAGAUUGAAUACGAGCGAAUAUGUCGGACCGGACCAAAUUAUAUUUUGUAUAUACCAAGCUCAGUUGACUUGCUAUUUACCGUGGUAGCGAAGUUGUAUAUAUUUAUUGUAAUGUAUUGUGAUAUUUUUUUCCGAAUCCCUGUUUCCAUUUGUGACCUAUUUAAUAUAGUAAACACUAGUGUUAUCGAUGAGUGCUUUCCUUUAAUGUCUGGCGACUAUAUUAGAUGUCUGCUACUGUUUUGAAUUGCAAUUCUUAUGCUGGGUAUUAUAUAUAAUGUGUACAUACUACAAAAAAACCUUCCAUGAAAUCAUAAGCUGAGCAAAGGAACACUACAAUAUCAGUGUACUAGUAGUUUAGCUAACGCUGAUGACUAGUAUUGCUUGUGAUAUACGUAUGUACAUUUUAACGUUGAACAAGUAGUUGUUCGUCUUUAAUCCUGUGAAUACGUAACAUAUAAACAUAUUAACUAUGUUUAGAAUUUUGGGAAGUUUACACUGCUUUCACGAGUUUUCCUGAACUUAAGAUUUUUGUCUUCGAAAAACAUUGCAGAAAUUAAAGAAACUGUCCUUAACGGAAAAAAUUAUAAACACUAUUUUCCGGUAAGGGGAUCUUCUUUUACUUAAGUUAAGGAACGCUCGUAGGGUAGAUAUAUGGCUAGAAAGUCGGCAAAAACAAUGGAAAGAUGGUAUAUCGGUAUAUAUUCACACAGGGAGUUGCUCAUAUUCCUAAAUACAGUAAUCAUUGUCUCAACUUACGUAUAGGAAGACUCUUACAGGCAAGCUACCAUCGACACCUUCACACCUUCCUACUAAUCGUUACGGGAAUCACAGAUUAUACGUACUACGGUAAUUCCGAGGUAAACCAACCAUGUUUGAUGCUUGCAUAAAAACCUAAUAUAUCCGCUUACCAAGGAUACAAUCCAUUACCUUCCUGUAAGGACAGUAUUGUGAUCAACACCCUUGGCAAGCGAAGAUGUCAUAAAUAAAUCUACACUUACCAAUGGUUACGAUCCAGUUCCUUCAUUUGAGGACAGUAUCGUGAUGAACACUCUUGGCAGGCGAAGAUGGUAACUAUAUCAGAACAGGGAAAUAGGUAUGUAUGUGAUUUGAAUUGUUCUACUACUUAUACCUAGCUAUCAUUCCUGAAUAACAUAACAAUAGCUUGUGUAAUAUAUCAAUUGUCCUGUUUAUACAUCGUAUAUUAUGACAUUGUAUUUGUAUAUCCAUAUUCAACAUUGCAAUAUGAUGUAAUUUUCAUAUUAAACAAUAUUUUAACAUACUGAUCAUUCAUCAAGCGAUUUCCCAGACCUAUUUUGUUACACAGAUAUCUAAAGAGAGAGUUAAACUGGUAAACAAAUGUAUCGACGGCGUGUCGUACAUCCUUGCUACUCCUCUGUUAAUCCAGCAUCCACAAGGUUUGUUGGGAAUCUAACAAAAACAUGUUUGGAUUAACAUCUUAGUGAUUUGUUUUCAUUCAUUUUUGCUACCAUUUGACAUUUUUCGCUGAAAACAAUAUCUUUGUUGUAAAAGAGAACAUUCAUUGUAAUUUUUUCUCGCGUUAUUAAACCUCCCUCAGUGAUACUACCUAUCUUGGUCAUAUUUUGGUCGCUGGGUCUGAAUGGUAACUGUUGUUACUGAUUAGGUCAUAUUUUGGUCGUUGGUCCUGAAUGGUAACUGUUGUUACUGAUUAGGUCAUAUUUUGGUCGUUGGUCCUGAAUGGUAACUUUGUUGUUAAUGAAUAGGUCAUGUUUAGAUCGCUAGAUCAUCUGAGGAAUACAUUGGUACUUUAUAUAGGCCAUGUGUAGGUUACUAGGUCAUUUGUGUGAUAAUUUUAUGGACUAAUGUAUGUUAUAUUUGAUCAUUCAUAUAAUGUAUAUAAAUCAAUAAUCAAAUUAAUCUGAAGAUAUUUUACAUUGGUGUAUAAAAUAAUAUCAUGUUCAUUUCACAAUAUACGGCUUUGCCAGUCAGGGUGUUAAUUCCCAGUUAUUUAUUUCUGCAAAGCAAAAUGGUAUUUACCCAUCUUCCCCGCAUUACUUUACUUCUAUUAUUGAAAUAUUUGAGGUGAAUUAUGUUUCUUGAUGAACGCUUUUGACUACAGCACAUUAUGUUAUCAGCAUAUUUUUGUCAUAGUUCGAAAAAACAUCGGAGUGACAUCAUUAAGGUAUAAUUAUUUUCUCCUUCGUAAACUGCACGCAACAAUGAUGAUUUUUUUCUUUUUGCCGGAUCGUUAUUAGGCACUUAAUGUCAGGAGACACAUCUAAUUUUUAUGCAAACGUGUUUUUGGAUUUUUUUUCCAAUAGUGUGAUUGGAUAAUUUCCUCCAAUUAUUUAUUUUACUUGUCUAUUCUACCGAAAGUAACCGACAUUAAUGAUUUUUCAAUCGUGAUAAAAAGCAAAAAGUAUUCUUUAUUUUGAAUUCAAACUUGAGUGGUAAUAUUUAUAGCAGUAUCGGAUCAAACACCAGAAAUGUCUUCUUAUGAAAUAUUUAAUUAGUAAAGCAUUUAUUAUCCUAGACUGUAGAGUAGUAUCCGAGUGUUAAUAUACUUCCUGUUUUAGAGGUUUUGGGGUUUUAUUAUCGCCAUGUUUAGCAUGGUUGAUUUGUUGUGGUUUCUUUUGAGACAUGCAAAACCAAAUCAGUUUGCAGUUAUCAAUAAAUCACUUUCCUGACAUCAUUCAUGAUUCCAUAUCGCCCCCUACUGGCGAUUAAUCAAAUGUAAAGCGUCCCCUUGUGGCGGUUAUUCGGUUUACUCUUCCAAGACAUCAUUAUUGCAAAGCAAAGGAGAGAAUAAAAUUUUGAAAAAAAUGAAAA